AUGCACAAGGCUGAAAUCUUAGGAGCCGUAUCCGCCAGUACCAAUCUUCUGGAGAACGCCCUUUCGGUAAUCAAGUGCAUACGCAAAGCGCUGAAACGACAGAAAGAUCUCGUCCACGUCUUGAUAUGCCAUGAAGACGAGCUUGAUAGCAUCAAGACUAUCUUGCAGCAGCUUAUCAAGAAAGAGAACUCCGACCUUCACACGGCUAGCCUUGGUGCCGAGCUGAUCCGGAUGCAACAAGUUCAAAAUAAGCUAGCUGUACUUCUCAGCGACUUGGACCCGGGCUCAAAAUCAAAGAUCAACCAAUUCGCGCGCCAACUUCUUGAGGGGUCAGCGGAUGAGAAGAAAUUGAGCAGCAUCAUGGACGAACUCGCACAAAUCAAGGCCUCGAUUUUACUAUGCAUACAGAUGGCCAACGUGGGAUUGAUGCAAGAUAUGAACCGGCAGAUUGUGGCCGAUGCCGCAAAGAUCGAGCGCAUCGAUUCGAACCUCCAGAAGCAGCUUGAACAACUAGAUGAUUACAAGGGACUUCGCAUUGCGCGGCUGAUCAAGGGCCGACGUCCAUCAAACGAUGGUACCGUUCCGCUUACUCGAGCCGAUCUCCAAAGAUUAAGCUCCUCAAAUGACGACUCAGAUAGCGCCUCCGACACUGUCGUCGAUUCUGAUUCCGACACUGACGCCCCUUCCUUCGACAUCCCCAUUAAGAUAGAGCGCAUCAUCCUCCGCAACAUGGCGCUGCAUCAGUCCUGUCAGAUCAACUGCCCCGUGGGCGAAGAUAUUUGGAAGGAUCUGGUUGGUCGGCUGGUAAUCCGAGACAAUGUCGCAAAAGACCAGGCCGCGCAGUUCAACUACGCUAUAUCGCUGGACGCGCUCAAGGUGGUGAUGGAAGCUCACGGGAAAAAUAUCACGGCCGUGUCCGCGUCACAGAGGAGGAACCGGCGAGACAGCGCACAAGAACAAGGAUGCGAUGAAAAAUGCUGGUGA
Molecule: messenger RNA, 984 nt
Organism: Didymosphaeria variabile
Lineage: Eukaryota; Fungi; Ascomycota; Dothideomycetes; Pleosporales; Didymosphaeriaceae
Exons: 3
Coding region: 1-984 (327 amino acids)
Source: RefSeq, a predicted model, not a curated record